CCUGUUGCUGGACAGGCUGCUGCUGUUACCCUGGCCCGCGUCGUCGCUGACACUGUUGUCUUUCAUCUUCCACAAGGGCCGGUUGUACGGCUGUAUCUACAGUUUAGCGGACAGAGUAGGGAUUCACAACAGCUAUGUCUGAGGAGGUUGAAGAAACGAGGACUUCGGAAGAUCAGCAGGAAAUGGAGGACAAAGUAAUCAGUCCUGAGAAAGCAGAGGAGGCCAAACUGAAGGCCAGGUAUCCAAACCUCGGAGCCAAGCCUGGAGGCUCAGACCUCCUCAGGAAAAGACUUCAGAAGGGGCAAAAGUAUUUUGACUCUGGUGACUACAACAUGGCCAAGGCAAAAAUGAAGAAUAAACAGUUGCCAUCAGCCCCAACAGAGAAGACUGAAAUCACAGGGGGCCACAUCCCAACACCUCAGGACCUGCCUCAAAGAAAGACUUCAAUCGUGACCAGCAAACUGGCAGGUUGAUGGUUUUAUGUUUACUGUAUUGUUACCAUUCCAACUCCCCACUUUAUAUCUACCUGCCGUUUACGUUUUUGUUUUUCACCUUUGUAUGUAUUCCUUAAGAACAAGUUAUGUACUAAGCCAAAUACUUGAGAAAAAUUGGCAACUGUCAGGCACUGAAUUGUCAGUUAAAUUCAACAAAGAAAAGAUGGAAAAUGUUUCACAAGCUCUUAAAAGACUGAGUAGUGAUUGAUUUCUGAACAUGAUAUCACACUCACGGAUAUGAAUAGAUGUUAAUGCUAUCUUAUUUUCACAGUACAUUUUCACUUUUAAGGAUAUAUGCCUUCAUACAGAUGCCUGUUUAACAACAAAUGAAUUGCCUGUGCAGAGGAUCUGUCUUCAUCACUACAAAGGAAUUUUGUCAGUGAUGAUUAGAGGCAAAAGUACCUCUGAGUUACGACCACAGAGAAUAUGUCAUCUGAGUUUGCAUUGAUGUAUGUGUGAAGUAGAAGUGUAAUUUUUCAGAUAUGCCUUUCAGUUUGAAACUCAAGUGUCCACUGCUCAUGUGGAGACGUCCAUUUAAAUAGUGAAAAGUGAAAUAAUUAUGCUGUUUUUUUUCUAAUCCUUGAUUUUGUUUCUGUCCCCUCCUCUCCCAGUGAAGCAAUUUGAUUCUGUGCUUUUGAAGUACUGAAGAUUAGAUCACCCACACACACACACACACACUUUGUAGCCAGUUGUAUUUUAAUUCAUUUUAGUGACAUUGGUUUGCUAAGACUUGCUGCUGGUUUUCAUCUCAUCUUGACCUCUAAAAUGGCCUUAAAAGUAAUGAACUGUUGUUCCUCUUGAGCAAUAUUUGCUCCCUCAGUGAGAAUAUUAGUUGUGAAUCUUGUCUGAAAUGUCUGUCACUGUCUGACUGGAAUCACUUAGGAUUUUAUGGAAAGAAACUCCCUUGACAUGUCUGGAGUGUGCAUGUGCAUUUACUGUGCAUCACACUGUGCCAUUUGUUUUGUAAAUAAAAUAGUUUUGCAUAAUAUCUUAUAAGAACACUUA
Molecule: messenger RNA, 1499 nt
Organism: Toxotes jaculatrix (banded archerfish)
Lineage: Eukaryota; Metazoa; Chordata; Actinopteri; Toxotidae
Gene: arpp19b
Product: cAMP-regulated phosphoprotein 19b
Exons: 3
Coding region: 135-473 (112 amino acids)
Cellular component (GO): cytoplasm
Molecular function (GO): protein phosphatase inhibitor activity
Source: RefSeq, a predicted model, not a curated record